AUGGGGCAUGUGCAGGGCAAGGAUGCUCGUGAGCUCGUGUGGUCUGGCGGGCGGAGCGAAAUCGCGCGGCGUGGUUGGCCGGGCGUAGACGCACCAGGCCUAGUCAUCUCUGGCGAGUCCUUCGUGAUUGAGAUGAGCCGACUGAUGAAGAUAGGAAGCGGGGAGGAGGUGGCUUAUGGCUACCGCUUGAUUGCUGAAGCCCAGUUGGCGCCCAGUACCGUGAAAUCUAUGCACCUUGCGUGCAACGCUUCGGAGUACGUCUGUGCCUCCAUUCUGUCAGAGUGUGGCGGUGACGAGGAAGAAGCUCUCCGGCGCUAUGGAAAUGCGGAGGUGCGGCGGAAGUGGGAGGAGCUGGAAAGCCUGUCGGAGCAGCGCAAGCAGAGCCUGGGCCUGCGAAGUGGUGGUUGCUUCGUGGCUUCUGAGGCCUCAGCCGCAGAGGACUCCUGGCUGCUGGGGGCAAGGAUCGAUUUGGGUGCAGCCACACUGAGCUUCGCAGCGAGAGAGACUCUGAGGCCUAUGCCCAAUGACUGCUUCAGUGACCAGGACUAUCAGGAGGCACUUGGCUCGGAGCGACCCAAUGUUCUCCCAGACUCUUUGACUGCAAUUUGUAUCAACGUCUUUGUACAGGUCGCAGCUGAGUUUUCGGCUGCUCCAGAGUUUACUUUGCCAUUGGACUUGGGAAAAGGCAUCAAACUGGAGCGGAGCGGGAAUGCCCAGCAAGUGCCGUUUGUGUUCCAUCCCCAGGCCAAUGGCACCAGCAUUUUUUGGCGCGGUGAGGCAUGGAUCAAUGUGGCCAUGACGGAGCUGCCAAGCCACUUGCGCAAGCACCGGCGACGGCAGGAAGUGUUCCAAGCCCUGCUGGACACUCCGGCCUGCGAUCCUUCACUGCAGAACCAGCCGGAGCCCUGGCACUGCACUGUUGCCGGUCCGUGGUGGAAGGAAGCCCAGUGGUAUGGCCGCCCAUCAGAGCAUUCAAGUGGAGACGUCCUCAUGUCGGCAGUGCACAGUGGCAGCAGCAGUUUUUGGCUGGAAUUCGAAGUCCUUGCCAGCGGCCUUGUUGUGGCCUACCGGUUGCACGAGUACGGGCGAUGUGCCUUUCGUGAAGCUGUUUGGACCUCCCAGAGGAGGCUAAGUCUCUUCAGCGCGGACCCGGAAGAUUCCUACGAGCUUUUCGUGACCCCUGGAGAGCUCGAAGAGCGUGCAGGGGACUUGACGCCACUCUUCAGCUACUCCCCAUCCGUACUGCUCCUUGGUGCCCACGGCAGAUACCUGCCACGACGGCCCAAGAAUUCCCAAAGCCGUUGGUUCAGCUGCCCGCUGAAGCUGCACCUACUCCCGGGCGGCCUGACAAGAGUCGUCAAGGAGCUCGAGGAUGGAGACGGUCCAGAGUUACUCGACGCUACCCGUGCACCCUCGAGUUCGGAUCUCUUCCUUUUUGCCGAGAGACUGUCUGCCGUGGAGCCGCUGUCCCAUGUCUUGCUCUGGUCCACCAUCACCUCCACCACUGCCGCCGAGGAGCCGCAGCCUGUGGACUUGGUAGAGAUGCCGCGCCUGCAACUGCGCUUCCGGCUCAGAGAAGGGCCCACCAUCCAGAACGGGCAUGAUGGGCCCGAAGUUGCCUUCGCAUGGAAGCUCUUCUGCGAUGCUUAUGGCGGGCAGUUGUACCUCGAAUCAACUGGGCACCACGCGAUACGGCAGCUUCUGCCUAAUUGUCCCUACGCUCUUCCGCCCCAUUGCAUGCUCCUGCGAUCUGAAGCUGGUGAAGCGAAGGCGCCGGUUGUGAAAGAUGUGGUUGCACCGCUGGGUGGGCUACGUCGGCGGCGGAGCUAUCCUGAGCCUUUCUCCACCAGAGUCAGUCUUCAGGUCUUCGAUGACGACUUUCUAUGCCCUGCAGCAGCUUACGACCUGCCUCUGGCCACCGGCACAGACCUGAAAUGUGCGAGUCUGCUGUCAGCCCUGUGGCUGCUUUUGUGUCGCUUGCUGCAGCGCGACUACGAGGGUGCUGCCAAGCUGCUGCCGUUCGUUUCCGUGGCUUCAGCCGAAGGCCACCUGCGAAGCGACGAAAAGCGGGUCUUCCGAAUGGCUCUUACAGAUACCUCCGACCGCAGCCCAGACGCUGCGGUGCGCUUGAGACUUGUGCACGCUGCCGUGGCCCUGGUCCAGCCAGAUGAGGACCUUGCCCGCUGCGCCUUCGCCGACGCGGCGAGCUACAUUUCCCACCUGACCCACGUGAGCCAAAGCUGCUGCAUGUCCUUGGACGAAGAGUUGGAGCUUUGGAGCAGUCUCAGCAUGAUGCGCAGCGAGAUGGAAGCCACCAACCGCUUCAUUGCUUGGCGCCAGAAAGUACUGCUGGCCUGGAAGCAGGGCUUGUCGGAAGUGAACCUGGAGUGGUCGAGGCAUUGCCCGGGUGCGUGGCUUGCCACGGUCUUGAGCGACGAAGAGCGGGCCAGCUAUCUUGCCAACCCUCCAGUGACAGAGAUUGAUUGCAUCGGUCGCUUGUCUUUUCUUUUGACCAGCAUUUUUCUACUGUGCCACCACCCCCUAGACCUGGGACCCCAAAUAGGACCGGCCAGAAACAGGGUAGCUUCUCUCGUAGCUUGUCAGGGAUCAAGUGCCAGCCUCUCUUGGAAUGCUCCAAAUUUCUUGCUGCUGACUGGCCCGAGCUGCUGGACCUGGUGCAGAGCAUCGCCAUGA
Messenger RNA from Symbiodinium pilosum, 2694 nucleotides. The record is from the annotation of a GenBank genome assembly. Lineage: Eukaryota; Dinophyceae; Suessiales; Symbiodiniaceae.